GAUCUGAAGUCUUCUCUGGCUGUCAUUCAAGCUUUUUGUUUAGUCUAAAUAAAACAACUUCCCCAUUACCCCUCCUUCCCUUCCACUCUUCUCCUUCUUCUUCCAUCUUCUUCUUCUUGUCUCUCUCUCUCUUCAUCUCUGCAAGAAAGAUCAAAUUUUUAAUCUCCUUUUGUUGCCUCCUCUGUACAUACUCAAAACAAACGCAAAACUCCACCACCCAUGGCGCCCAACAAAUUCGCCACCAUCUUGCACAGAAACUCCAACAAGAUCACGCUUAUUUUAGUCUACGCCUUCCUCGAAUGGGUUUUGAUCCUUCUUCUUCUUCUUCACGGCCUUUUCUCUUACCUGAUUGUCAAAUUUGCAGAGUUGUUCGGGCUGAAGCGGCCGUGUCUAUGGUGUUCGAGGGUGGACCAUGUUUUCGAGCCCCGGAGGGGGAGAUCGUACAGGGAUCUUCUCUGUGAAGCUCAUGCCAUGGAGAUUUCUAAUCUGGGUUACUGUUCCAAUCACCGGAAACUCACUGAGUUUCAAGAUUUGUGCGAGGAUUGCUCGUCCUCUGAUUCCAAGUCCGAGGAGUUCUAUCAGAUUCCCAAGAGUUUUCCCUUUUUCGGCGAUGAGAAGGGGAAUUCCAGGCUCUGUUCUUGCUGUGGGGAGAGCUUGAAGAAUCGGUUGUUCUCGCCUUGUAUUCUGAUUAAGCCGAAUUGGGGGGAUUUGGAUUAUGCCCAGAAGGGGAAUUUGGUUUCUGAUGAGGAAAUUGAUGCUCAAUCGCCGGAAGAUGUCAUCGGAAACCGGGAAAUCUCCAUUGUUUCCGGCGGGGAAGAAGCAGAGAAGAACUCCACGUGCUCUGUUUGUGGCUGUGGAUGCAAAGAGGGGGUUGUUCAUGAGGAGGAGGAUGAUGAUGAUAAAGUUGAAAUGGCUGCUGAAAAAGAAGGGGAUUUUCUUGAAUUAACUGAAGAUCUGGGCUCUUGUGAUCAGAAAGCAGUUCAAGUUGGAUACGAGAAAGAGGAGGAAUCAGCUGAAACAGCCCCUCAUCAUCUUGAGUUCUACAUUGACCGGGGCGACGACCGGCGGCUGAUUCCGGUCGAUUUGAUCGAUUUUUCGGCCGACAACGACGACGAGGGUCAAAAUGAAAUGAAAGAAGAUGAAGAGCAAGAAGAAGAGGAUUGUGGGAAUGAAGAUGUUGUUUUGGAUUUUGGCUCCCACUUUGAGAAUCAGCUGAGUCGAAGUGUAACAGAGGAUUGGGAAGUUGUUUCAGGAGAGAGAUUAGCAGAGUUUCUCUCUGUUUCACUCCAUGAGAGGGAAGAGAAAGUUGCUGAGGUGGAAGCCAUGGAUGUGGAGGAGAGCAGCAGAAGGCCCUCUGGUGUGACCUCAGAUGAAGAUCCAUCAAUGGAAGAAGAAGUAGAAGAACAAGAAGAACAAGAAGAAGCUAAAGCUGCCAUUGAUGAAGAAACUCAAGCUCCAGCUAUUGACGGUGUUCAAAAAGAAGACCUUGAAGAAGUAGAAAUGGCAACAAGAGAGCCAGAUUCAGAUCUUCAUCAAGAUUUACACAUGUGGAAUGAUGAACCUGAAGUAGAAGUAGAGAUUUCAAUUGGGACGGAGAUUCCCGACCACGAACCGAUCGAUGAGAUUCAAACUCAAAAUGACCUUCCUUCGCUACCCCAUGUACAAGAAGAACCUUCCCCAAGUUCAUCAUUGGAAGUUGACAGUGUUCAAGAUUCUAAGGAAGCUGAGGAAGCCAAGGAAGCCAAGGAAGAUGUAGAGUUCAAGAUCUUGUCUGUGGAAGAGAAUUCUCAACCUUCAAACGAUCAUAAACCGUCAAGUUCUGUGCUAAAUGAGAAUGAGGAAGAAGAUAAAGUUCCUGAUACACCCACUUCAAUGGACAGUUUCCACCAGCUACACAAGAAGCUGCUAUUGCUAGACAGAAAAGAAUCUGGAACCGAAGAGUCAUUGGAUGGGAGCAUCAUAAGCGAGACUGAAGGUGGAGACGGAGCAUUGACAAUUGAGAAAUUGAAGUCGGCGUUGCAAACGGAAAGAAAGGCUUUGAAUGCUUUAUAUGCAGAGCUAGAAGAAGAGAGAAGUGCUUCAGCCAUAGCAGCCAACCAGACAAUGGCAAUGAUAAAUAGGCUUCAAGAGGAGAAAGCAAGUAUGCAAAUGGAGGCUUUGCAGUACCAAAGAAUGAUGGAAGAGCAAUCUGAGUAUGACCAGGAAGCUUUGCAGCUUUUGAACGAGCUUGUGGUGAAAAGGGAAAAAGAAAAGCAAGAGCUCGAGAAAGAGAUCGAAAUUUACCGAAAAAGGCUUCAAGAUUACGAAGCCAAAGAGAGAAUAGCAUCGUUUAGGAACAGGAAAGAUGGGAGUGUUCAAAGUAGGAACUCCUCGAUUUCGUGUAGCAAUGCCGAUGAUAGUGAUGGACUGUCUAUCGAUUUGAACACCGAGGCAAAGAAGGACGAAGAUUUCUUUCCGAACCAAGAAGCGAAUAGUCAAAACACCCCGGCUGAGGCAGUCCUUUAUUUGGAGGAAACAUUAACAAACUUUGAGGAAGAAAGGCUGUCCAUUUUAGAGGAGCUGAAGAUGUUGGAAGAGAAGCUCUUCACCUUGAGUGAUGAAGAACAACAAUUUGAAGACAUUGAACAUUAUUGUGAACAGAAUGGGAAUGGCUACCAUAAGGAUUCGGAUUAUGCCACAGAGACGAAUGGGUUCGGAAACGGUCAUCACGCCAAGGAAAUGAAUGGAAAACAUUAUCCAGAGAGGAGAGCAAUGAGCACAAAGGCCAAAAGACUUCUUCCUCUUUUCGACGACGUUGUCGAUGCAGAUGUCGAAGAUGGCAUGACAAAUGGAGACGAACAAGGGUUCGACUCGGUUUCAAUGCAGAAGUCCCUAGACAACAAAUUUGACACGGAAUUCAGAAGGGUUGCAGUUGAGGAAGAGGUCGAUCAUGUCUACGAGAGAUUACAAGCACUGGAAGCAGAUAGGGAGUUUCUAAAGCACUGCAUUGGCUCCCUAAGAAAAGGAGACAAAGGUCUAGACCUUCUCCAAGAGAUCUUACAGCAUCUCCGCGAUCUAAGGAGCGUCGAUCUGCAGUUGAAGAACAUGGGGGACUCUGUCCUACAAUGAAAAUCCAAACAACAGCAGAAACAGGUAAUUAAAAAGCCUUAUGCCUCCUUGGCUUAUUUCGUUUUAAACUCCAAAGAUGCGUCGUAAUCUCUGUCCAAAAAACAAACUGAAUGAACUUGGUUCACUUGUGUCCAGUCCUUGGUAAAACAUAAUGUGGUCCUUUGGAGUUUUAACAGAUGCAACAACCAACGAUACCGAAACCCGAAACCCGUCAUCAUCGUCAACAAGAUCAGAAAGCCUCCAUAUGGUGGAGCCUCCUGAUAUAACAAAAUGGUGGACUAAACAAAACGGAAGUCUACCAAUUCCACCCCUCUUCUGCUGUCUUAUGAGUCAAAUUUGGCCCAAAUUUUUUGUGGGUUGUGUUCAUGAUCAUCACCUUAUGAGGGAAAGGUGAAUGAAGUUGAAAUUGUGUGUAGGGCAGUGAGGUGUAGCCAGUCUGUCAUUUGUUUUUAUGUUUUUUUGUGAGGCAAAGAACCUGGCUUGCAAAGCUGGAGAGAUCAGAGGCAAAGAUUCCAGUGCCAGGUACAUAUAGCUUUAGUUUUUGUUUAGGCAGUUUAGAUUCAAGGACAAUCCUUUUUCUUUCAUUUUUUCCUUCUUUUAUGGGAAAGGGGGGAGAAAAUGGGUAAAUAACCCAUCUUUUUUCCCUUUCUCCAUCAUUUGCAUCAUUUCAUCAAAUGGGGUUUGCUUUUUUUCUUCUUUCCUUCCUUUACUAUUUGAAGGCCAAAAAAAUGAGUUCCUUGUACACUACAUCUUUCCAUUUGUAAAGUAUAUAAAAGUUGAGUGCUUUGUCUA
This is a messenger RNA of Momordica charantia (bitter melon), 3900 nucleotides long. RefSeq names its product myosin-binding protein (Protein of unknown function, DUF593). Gene Ontology annotation, molecular function: myosin binding. The record is from RefSeq and is a predicted model, not a curated record. NCBI's taxonomy places the organism in Eukaryota, Viridiplantae, Streptophyta, Magnoliopsida, Cucurbitales, Cucurbitaceae.